GAAGAAACUGCUCCUGACUUUUUUGUUGUUCUUGUGCGCGAAGACCACGUGCUAAGCGACGAGGAGGGAACAGAGGCCUGCGAUCCAACAGUUUUGCAGUACGAGUUGCAGAAAAAUGUAGCACCUCUGCCGGACGACAUCAAUAUUUUACGACGCAGUCGCGAAGUUUCGCGUGCACUAAAACCCCUCUAUGGCCUGUUUAUCUUUCCGAAAACAUACGUCAUUCGACAACGGGAGCGACUCGGCUGGGCACCAUCGCAGACCUGGAGUAUGUACAUAUUUCCACCGUGGGCGGAAUCAGGACGCCGUCCAUGUCAGGAAAAGAAAUCUGAGCAGCUACAACAAUACUUCGUGAGAAUACCAGAGGUGACCACCGAUGGACUUGUUAGUUGGACAGAUUUGCUUCAAGUAAGGGCCCGAAUACGUGAGCUUUUUAACGUCCAAGACGAUGCAAAGAACUAUGAUAUCUCUUUUGAUGUUGAAGAAGGACUGCAUCUAGUACAGGUACAGCAAGAGCAAGUUACAAUUUCAUAGCAGUUCCUGUUGUAAGUUGCAACUGGCACCACGAGAGGGUAAUAUUAAAGCAUUGGUUCUUCUAUCAGAAGGAGGAGUGUUGCUUAUCUGCAAAAACGUAAAUAACCAAGUCUCCGCUUGUUCAGAGGAAGACCACGGUUGCUGGACUGUACAGAUUGCGAUCGUCUGGAGUCAUAUUAGACAGGAUUGACAAUGGGCCUCGUAACCAG
Messenger RNA from Amoebophrya sp. A25, 743 nucleotides. NCBI's taxonomy places the organism in Eukaryota, Dinophyceae, Syndiniales, Amoebophryaceae. The record is from the annotation of a GenBank genome assembly.